ACACCGAUGAAGUUGCGGCUAUAGUGCUCCUCUGAAGACUGAAGCUGCUUUUGGUUGUGGGUUUGGUUCCUCCACGGGAUUUUGUUUGUCUUUGAUUCUCCCUAAAGAUUUUGUAAUAAUUUUCCAAUGGGGUGUGCGUGGUCUAAAUUUGUGUUAAGCUUGAUCCAAGACAGUUUGAUAACUCAUGUUAUAUGAUGCGUAGUUGGUGUUGAGCUAGUUGGGGAAUCAGUUGGUAUUAGCAUGGAUAUAGCACAUUGCUAUUUAAAUGGUAAUGCUGAUGCUGUGGAGUUUUGUCCACAUAAUUCACACCACAAUGUUUUAGCUGCAUCUACUUACACGCUACAAGAAGGUGGUGAGCCUAGCCGACUUGGAAGCAUUUCACUCUUCAAUGUUGAUGUGGACACAGGCCACCUUGACAUGGUUUGUAGUGAGGAUACUUCUGGGAUUUUUGAUAUAAAGUGGAAUCCACCCGGAAUGCAUGCCAAUCCUUUUUUGGCUCAAGCAGAUGCUGAUGGAUACUUGAGGAUUAAAAUGCUGGAGGGUUGCUGUAAUGGAGUGCAAGGGACUUAUCUAAAAGAGAUGACAAGUGAAAAAAUCAGUAGCUCUAUGUGUCUGUACCUGGAUUGGAACCCUUCAGCCACAUCCAUCACAGUUGGGCUUUCUGAUGGCUCCGUAUCUAUUGUUUCUCUUCUUGAAUCCAAGCUGGAAAUACAGGAAGAGUGGAAGGCACAUGAUUUUGAACUUUGGACAACCUCCUUUGAUAUCCACCAGCCAAAUUUGGUAUAUACUGGCUCUGAUGACUGUAAGUUCAGUUGUUGGGAUUUGCGGGAUAGUCCUUCCAAUCUGGUAUUUCAGAUCUCUAAAGUCCACAAGAUGGGCGUUUGUUGCAUUGAAAAGAGUCCUCAUGACCCAAACAGCUUAUUAACUGGCAGCUAUGAUGAAUUCUUGAGGGUAUGGGAUUUGAGAUCAAUCUCAAAACCUGUUAACGAGACUUCAAUCAGCUUAGGGGGAGGAGUUUGGAGGGUGAAGCACCACCCCUUCAUUCCAGGGUUGGUCUUGGCUGCCUGCAUGCACAAUGGUUUUGCAAUUGUUGUCAGUAAAGGUGACAAAGCUGAAGUUUUGGAAACUUACAAGAAGCAUGAUUCCCUUGCAUACGGAGCAGACUGGCAGAAAGGAGAAGCAAAUCACAGAGGUGGGAGAACCAAACCACUGAUAGCUACUUGCUCAUUCUAUGACAAACUUGUCAGGCUAUGGAGGCCAGGAAAUGAUAUUAUCUUGUAGGUUCAUGCUUAACAUUAGGCCCUGUUUGGAAAUGUAAUGCAUGACUGUUUAUUUAUUGAAUCAUGGUUAAAAUGAAAAUAUGACACUUUC
Molecule: messenger RNA, 1371 nt
Organism: Gastrolobium bilobum
Lineage: Eukaryota; Viridiplantae; Streptophyta; Magnoliopsida; Fabales; Fabaceae
Exons: 3
Coding region: 241-1281 (346 amino acids)
Molecular function (GO): protein binding
Source: RefSeq, a predicted model, not a curated record